This is a messenger RNA of Prunus dulcis (almond), 1017 nucleotides long. RefSeq lists its product as uncharacterized. The transcript is spliced from 3 exons. Bases 1 to 1017 code for a protein of 338 amino acids. NCBI's taxonomy places the organism in Eukaryota, Viridiplantae, Streptophyta, Magnoliopsida, Rosales, Rosaceae. Gene Ontology annotation, molecular function: nucleic acid binding; zinc ion binding. The record is from RefSeq and is a predicted model, not a curated record.
AUGGCUAGAUCUGGAACCUUAGAGGUGAAAACCCCAAUUUUCUCUGGUGAAAACUAUGAGUUUUGGAAGAUUAAGAUGGUGACCAUAUUCAAAUCAUAUGGGCUUUGGAAUCUGGUAGAGAAGGGAAUCCCAGUCUCAAAUUCGAAGAAGAAGAAGAAGGCAACUGAUGAAAUUUUAGAAGAAGAAGAUGAUGAGAAAGCAGCUACAAUCGUCAUGAAGGAUGCAAAAGCUCUGGGUAUUAUCCAAAAUGCAGUCUCAUAUCAGAUUUUCCCACGAAUUGCAAAUGCAGACUCUGCCAAAGCUGCUUGGGAGCUGUUGUAUGGAGAAUUUCAUGAUGGAGAUCACAUUAGAUCAGUAAAACUUCAAAAUCUCAUACGUGAAUUUGAAUAUACUAGAAUGCAUGAUAAUGAAUCCUUAUCUGCUUACCUUACUAGACUGAAUGAUCUGAUUAAUCAAAUGAAAACAUAUGGUGAAGUGCUCUCGAAUGAGAAGCUUGUGCAAAAUGUUUUGAUUAGUCUUAGCAAGAUGCAACUGAGAAAGCUUUUGCCUCAUUCACAGUAUACAGGCAAGCCAAAGUGUUACAACUGUGACAGGUUUGGUCACUUGGCUAGAGAGUGCACUACAGAGAAGGCUGUGCAGAAGCCAAACUGUGCAAAUCAAAUGGAGGUGUCUGGAAAUCUGUUCUAUGCAAACUGUGCUACUACUGAGUCAAAACCAAAUGGGGAUUGGUACAUUGACAGUGGCUGUAGCAAUCACAUGACUGUCAAUGUUGAUUUACUUCAGAAUGUGAGAAAAAAUGUGGCUGGACAGGUACAAAUGCCCACUGGUGCACUUGUAAAGGUGGCUGACAUGGGUUCAUUGGUCCAUGACACAACAAAAGGAAGGAAGUACAUUAGGGAAGUGAUGUAUCUUCUAGGAUUAAAAGAGAAUAUGUUGAGUGUUGGUCAGAUGGAUGAGCAUGGAUAUUUUCUGGUGUUUGGAGUGGAAUGUGCAAGGUGUUUGAUAGUUCUUCAUUGA